This is a messenger RNA of Mauremys reevesii (Reeves's turtle), 3906 nucleotides long. RefSeq names its product vitrin (gene VIT). The record is from RefSeq and is a predicted model, not a curated record. Bases 36 to 2444 code for a protein of 802 amino acids. The transcript has 20 exons. Gene Ontology annotation, cellular component: interstitial matrix. Lineage: Eukaryota; Metazoa; Chordata; Testudines; Geoemydidae. Gene Ontology annotation, biological process: extracellular matrix organization; positive regulation of cell-substrate adhesion.
CUACAUCUGUGUCCCCAUCUGAGUGUGGUGGGAACAUGCUGGGCGUCCUGCGCAAUAGACGUGUGUUUCGUAAUAACGUUGACUGGAGUUUGUGGUGCAGAAAAACUUGGAAAAAAUACCACAUUCAUACUGUGAGGAGAAAAGGAAUACACCUCAGGCAAGUGCACUUUACUGAACCUGCCGAUUUUGUUGUUCUUGACAUGAAGGCAUCAAUCAUUGCAACCUUUUUUGUUUUGUUUCUGACUUGUACAUAUGCAACUAAAGAAGCCACAAAGAAGAACAAAAAGGCUAAACUAUAUGUACCUGAGAUAGACUGCGACAUCAAAGCAGGGAAGAUAAUCAAUCCGGAAUUCAUUGCAAAAUGUCCACCAGGAUGUCAAGACAUAAAAUACCGUGUUUAUGGCACCGACAUUUACGCUUCUUUUUCCAGUGUGUGCAGUGCUGCUAUUCACAGUGGUACAAUUGACAACUCAGGAGGGAAAAUCCUUGUUCAGAAAGUUGCUGGACAAUCUGGUUACAGAGGGAGCUUCUCCAAUGGAAUCCGAUCCUUGUCCCUACCACGCUGGAGGGAGUCCUUCAUUGUUUCAGAAGGCAAACCAAAGAAAGGUGUGACAUACCCAUCAACUCUUGAAUAUUCUUCCUCGAAAAGCUCACCUGUUAAAACAGAAUCUAAAAAGUCAGCACAAGAUAUAAAGGCUACCAGGAAUACAGACACCUCUAAUGCAGCAGAAAAAUCACCUGAACAAGCCGAUGCACUCCGCAAAGAAUAUCAGACGUCUCCGGGACCGGUACCAACUACACAGGUUACCACCACAACUCUGAAGCCCACCACGACUCCGGAACCCAUCAGCACAAGACCAAAGCCAACUACAUCCCCUGCAACAACCAGCACUACAACUGCUAUUACCGCUGCCAAACCUCGAUCUGCAGUGCAUAGGGUCAGGGAUAUAGGUCCUAGCAGUGUCCAUCCAGUUUACUCAGCUGUGGCAGCUGCAGCAUCAAGGCAGGUUCAGGCCGCACAAGGAAGAGGCCAGAAUCAAGCAUCCAGGAGCACUUCACCCUACGCAAGUAACAGAAAUAUUCCUCGAGCCAAUACAGGUAUUCAACGCCAAGAGCCUGUCGCAGCCUUCCGGAAACCUGCCGGGUCUCCAGUCCAUCUUGCUUUGGAAACUGACUUGUGGAAACCUGGAUCAAGCCUUUUUGACACAGGCUUCAGUUCAAAGGAAGAAUUGAAUCCGAAACCUUUGGAGCCAGUUUCCCAGGGAAACCCAAACUGCAAAGUUGAUUUGUCCUUCUUGAUUGAUGGGAGCUGGAGCAUCGGUAAACGCCGUUUUAAGAUCCAAAAACAAUUCCUCAGUGAUGUGGCUCAAGCUCUUGAUGUUGGCGUAGCUGGUCCUCUCAUGGGCAUUGUUCAGUAUGGCGAUGACCCUUCUACAGAAUUUAACCUCAAAACUCAUGCAAACUCCAGGGAUGUGAAAAAUGCCAUUGAGAAAAUUGCACAGAAAGGAGGACGUUCUAAUGUUGGGAAGGCACUUUCAUUUGUUAACAAAAACUUCUUUUUGGAUUCCAAUGGAAACCGAGGUGGAGCACCCAAUGUGGCCAUAGUGCUGGUGGAUGGAUGGCCCACCGAUAAGGUAGAGGAGGCCUCCAGACUGGCAAGAGAAUCUGGAAUCAACAUUUUCUUUGUCACCAUUGAAGGAGCUGAUGAAAACGAAAAACAGAAUGUUAUUGAACCCAACUUUGUGGACAAGGCUGUAUGCAGAACAAAUGGCUUCUAUUCCAUUAACGUGCCAAGCUGGUUCAACCUACGCAAGGUAGUCCAGACCUUGGUGAAGCGGGUCUGCGACACUGAUCGACUGGCUUGCAGCAAGACGUGUCUAAAUUCAGCUGACAUUGGUUUUGUAAUUGAUGGUUCCAGCAGCGUUGGCACUGGCAAUUUCCGCACUGUCCUCCAAUUUGUAGCCAACAUAAGCAAAGAAUUUGAGAUUUCAGACACUGACACCCGUAUUGGAGCUGUGCAGUACACCUAUGAGCAGAGGCUGGAGCUUGGAUUUGACAAACACAGCACUAAGCAAGAUGUUCUGAAUGCUAUUAAGCAAAUCAACUACUGGAGUGGAGGGACCAGCACUGGAGCAGCCAUCAACUAUGCCUCUGAACAGCUCUUCAGCAAAUCCAAACCCAACAAGAGGAAGAUAAUGAUUCUUAUUACAGAUGGCAGGUCUUAUGAUGAUGUCCGAGUGCCAGCCAUGACAGCUCAUCAAAAUGGGGUCAUAGCUUAUUCUGUUGGAAUUGCAUGGGCAGCCCAAGAUGAACUGGAAUCCAUUGCAACAGACCCGGAUAAAGAGCAUUCCUUCUUCGUGGAUGAAUUUGACCAUCUCUACAAAUUUGUUCCUAGGAUCAUCCAGAACAUUUGUACAGAGUUUAAUUCACAACCCCGGAACUGAUGAAAGUAGGCAAAGCAUUAUACUAACGCUGGGUCACUGGGUGUCAUGCAGAAGAUACACAAAAUGCUAUACAAGUAAUGCCAGCUAUGAGUCCAAGAAAUACUAGAAGAGUUAUUCUCUGGCAUUUUUCAGUUAACAAAGCUGAUUUCAGCUCUAUUCCUUAUGCAUGAUAAAGCUCUGUGUAGACAGGCAUUUUUAUUUUAACUUUUUUGCUGGCUUCAAAACUCUGGCUUGGUUGGAUAGACAAAGACAGUUACAACCCUUGAAAAGAUAAAUCAAAUGACUCAGCUCUGUAGAUUGAAAAUUUGUUUCCAGAAGAGAGGUUUGAAAAGGUUUUUCAAUGUAGAUCCCAUGGACAUUUUCAUUUGGCCUUUGUGUAUUGCAGAAGCUCUCUUUAAAGACAUUCUCUAUCAUAGUGCUUCUCAAACUGUGGUCUAUGGAACAUAGAAUAUCAGGGUUGGAAGGGACCUCAGAAGAUCAUCUAGUCCAACCCCCUGAUCAAAGCAGGACAAAUCCUCAAUUAAAUCAUCCAACAGAUUAUUGCCCCAUAUCCCUAAAUGCCCCCCUCAAGGAUUGAACUCACAACCGUGGGUUUAGUAGGCCAAUAUGCAAACCACUUAGCCAUUCCUCCCCUCACUGGUGGGCUGUGGAACACUGCCAGGUAGAGGCCAAGUUGUAUCUAUCGCAGUAGCGAAGCAUCUCUGUCUUCUAGCAGUGAUGCUUCCUGCUAGUUGUUGUCCAGACCAGGACUCUCAGGGUUUCCAGAGAUGCUUUCCAACAACAUCCAGAACACUUUCUUUAAAACCUUGGACAGCUGUUUUAUGUCUCUCUGACAGGUUUUCAUUUGGUAUCAUUUCAAGCUGAUAGAUACAAACAGGAGAAAGAGCCAAACUGCAAAUGGAUAGAUUAAAGCAGUGGGAUCUGCAGGCAUUUACUGACCCUAAUAGAGUUCUGCACCCAUGGAGAGGAAGCAGCUGAUGCACAUACAAAAUUGAGAAAAUGGAAUCCAGAAUCCCCACCCAUUGCGUUAGAGAGAGUUUAUUUAGAAUCUUGUCCUCUUAUCAGUGUCCAAGCAUGAUAGUUACUGCAAGGAGGGUCUGGGCUCAGGAAGGGCCUCUGUCUUAAGUGGUACACAAUAUGAAAAAAGUUUGAGAACCACUGCGUUGUCAUCAAACCAUUUCUCUUAAGUUUCACCGUGAAGCAUGGAUGGAGAUCAAUAGCAUGAAGAGAAAAGACUGCUCUAGAGUUGUUUUGUUAAGGAUUUAAGAGAAACACAGUUUGCCUAUAUUAUUGUGUAUUAUACAUUGGCAAAAGCAGGACUUCCUAAUGGUAGAGAGACACUGUGUAGAUGGAGUAGUUGGGGUUGGUUUUGUCUCUGUUGGUUCACAGAGUGCGCAUUACACUGUGCUUGACCAAGCCAAUUAUACUACACCUCUACCCCGAUAUAACGCUGUCCUCGGGA